UCAGGGAGAUAGCAGACGAGAAAAGUGUUUUACUCUGGGAUUGUAUCUAGCUAAUAGAAGAAUUCUGUGGUGUUUAGAUCUGUGGUGCAAAGAAAUUGGCACAACAACGUGGACAAAAUAAAGGUAAGAAGUGUUGAGUUGUCUGAAUGCUUCAUCCACCCUCCCCAGACACCUCAGCGUGUUCUCCAUGAACAUUGACUCGGACUACAACAAAGGAAACUUGAAGAACAGCCUAGCUCCUAUCGCUAGUUUAGAGUGCAUAGAUGAAAGUUCAGCAACUAGUGAUGGAUCGAGAACAUUGCCACCCAGCAGACAAAUAUCGCUUUCUCCGGCCACGGGAAUUCGAUACAAAAACCUCGGGAAGUCCGGUCUUAAGAUUUCAAGCGUAGGAUUAGGUGCUUGGGUAACAUUUGGACAAAGCCUUUCCGAAGAACAAGCCGAAGAAAUCGUCCAAGCAGCCUAUGACCAUGGGAUCAAUAUAUUUGACACUGCAGAUGCCUAUGCAGGAGGAAGGUCUGAAAUUUUGCUUGGAAAAAUACUUAAAAAUAGCUCUUGGAAACGUUCCAGUUACAUUGUGGCAACGAAGCUGGUUUGGGGUAGCAAGUUGGACUCAGACAGAGGACUUUCAAGAAAGUUUAUUUUAGAAGCAAUUGAUGCCAGUUUGGACAGACUUCAGAUGGAUUAUGUUGACAUAGUUUAUAUUAACAGGACUGACCCAAUGUGUCCGAUCGAAGAGGUUGUGCGUGCGUGUACACAUGCCAUCAACCAUAGUAAAGCUAUGUAUUGGGGUACUUCAAGAUGGACCAUGAUGGAAAUAAUGGAAGCUUACUCAGUUGCCAGACAAUGCCACUUGAUUCCCCCGUCCGCAGAACAAACAGAAUAUCAUAUGUUCCAACGAGAGAAAGUAGAAAUUCAUCUACCAGAGCUCUUUCAUAAAAUAGGUACCGGUACAAUCACGUGGUCUCCUCAAGCCUUCGGACUCUUGACGGGCAAAUUUGACGAAGGAGUCCAACUUCUAUCGAGGGGAUCAUUGAAAAGUCUUUCAGCACUUCAGGAUCGCAUGAAUACCGAUGGCAGUCCAAAGCACCAGUACAAGAUGAGAGAACUGAAUCACAUAGCAGAUAAGCUGGGUUGUUCUAUUACACAGCUCACAAUUGCAUGGUGUCUGAAAAGUGAACAGGUGCAGUGCGUCCUUCUUGGAGCUCUGUCUGUGGAAGCUUUAUAUGACCAACUUCAAGCCUUGCAGAUUAUUCCUAAGCUCACGACCAACAUAUCCAGCGAAAUCGAGAAGAUUCUAGACAACAAGCCCACAAGGCAUCCUCUGCAAAGGUGACUGGUGCAGAGUCGAGGUCCGUCCGCGGACCUCGGCUCGCCCUCUGACCAACCCCUGAGCCCUAGCAAGGGUGGAGACACGAAUCACACGGCCAAUUCACCAACUGGAGAUCCUCCCCACAACGACCAACCACCCUCAAGCCUAAUGGACACAAUAAGGUCAUCGUGUGUUUUGCAGUGAAAGAUUCACUUACUGCCAACUCUGCUUUGCACAAACAGAUGGCAAAACUACAUUUUUCUGUUAUAUAUAUAUAUGAAUGAAUAACUUCAUUUUAGUUAAAAAGGAUUUUUUUUUAACAUGUCCUGCCAAUUUAUUUGGCAUAACUCAGUUUGAGCUUUACGACGAGUACUUGUCCGAGACUGUGAGUUCAUUAGUCUGUCAAGGGCACAAUAUUUAUGGAUAUUCAUUCAGCAUUAAUUCUAAAAAUGGUCGACUGUUGCGCCAUCUUUUGAGAACACAUAAUAUUGACAGUUUUAAAUAUUUAAAUACAAAUGCAUGAAAUCAAAAAAAAUUUUAUAAUGUUGUAAGAACAUUAACAUAUUUAAAUAUCCCAACACAUCUCCAUGGACUUGAAGCAAAAUAAUGUAAUGUUGCGAUAAUGAGAUAUACGAUACGAUAUGAGAUAUUGCGAUAAUGUGGCGAUAAUAAUAAAAUCCUUCUUAAUAUAAUCAGAAAAAAUUGUGCAACGUUGUAACACAUAUAUUCAAACUUUGAAGAAUCAUAAAAUGUUAUAACACUUUAAUAUGCACGACUUUCAAAAGAGAAAAUAAAAAGAGUUUUUUAAAGAGCAACCUGCUAU
Parasteatoda tepidariorum (common house spider) is the source of this 2132-nucleotide messenger RNA. RefSeq names its product voltage-gated potassium channel subunit beta-2. Gene Ontology annotation, biological process: regulation of potassium ion transmembrane transport; potassium ion transport. Gene Ontology annotation, cellular component: voltage-gated potassium channel complex; cytoplasm. NCBI's taxonomy places the organism in Eukaryota, Metazoa, Arthropoda, Arachnida, Araneae, Theridiidae. Gene Ontology annotation, molecular function: potassium channel regulator activity; transmembrane transporter binding; voltage-gated potassium channel activity. The record is from RefSeq and is a predicted model, not a curated record.